CCAUGAAAGGGAAGCUUUCUUUUUCGGCGCCAUGAUUUGCAUGUCAAGCAGCCAGUGAUUAUCUACAAUGCAACAACCCCAAAUGGCCGACGAAGAAGAAGAAUCCUGGCAAGAAUUUUUUGAUAACAACAGGGCAAUCCUCCCCCAUCCGUCCAGAAGGAUCAUUGAUGGUCAAAAACAAGCUAUUACAGGUUUUUGUUUGACCAUAAAAGCUGUUGAAGGAGUUCGUUUGCCACAGGCUCUUACAAACGAAAUAGCACCAAAUGAUGCAGAAUUUCAACUAAGAAUCACUUUCUUUGAUACUGCAAACAAGUACUUUUAUGGAAGCACUUGGCUUGGUCCAAUAUUAAGUGCUGCAAGUUUUGAUAAUGGAAGGUUUACCAUAGAUAGUGAAGAGCCUUUAUAUUUUCACUCCUCAUUGAACGACUACACUUGUGUAACAGCUGCUGAGAUUAUAGUGUUUGGUAAAAACAACCAAGGAUACAGUCUAGGAUGGACAUUUCUAAGAAUUUUUGAUAGAGUAAAUGAACUUAGGGAUAUUUCUACGCCUCCACUCAUUCAAAGGCAUUCAAUCUACCGUGGUUCUUUGGGAUUGCUGCAUUAUCUACCACCACAAGAUGAUCUUGAAGGAUACCUUGAUAACCAAAAAAUAGAAGGUUGCUAUAUCUGUUAUUCACUACAAAUCCAUCCUGCCCUGGAAAAAGUCUUCCAUCUUUUUCCAGAAAAUCUUCUUCUUGGAGGAGAUGAUAUUGUUCCUGGAAUAUCUGAAACAAAGAGUGAAGAUGAUGAAGUCAUUAAUAUUCUGAGAAAGCCUAGACUACUAAAAACAUACCCAUGUUUUAUCAACAAGUUAAGUGUUCAUUUUGAACCAUCAAUUGAGGAUUUUGAAGAACAAAUGUUGGACAAGCUUAAUCUCGAUAGACUGCAUAAAAGUAAUAUUUCGCCUGAUGAUGGUCUGAGAGUUUCAGUAGUUGAAAGGAGAUUAAGGGUUGGCGUACAUAAUGGAUGGACUUAUGUUAGUGAGCCUCAUGUAGUAUAUCUAGAGCCUGAAUAUGAAGGUGGUGGUAGUAAAUCAGGAAGAAGAUCUCCAUCUCCAUCACAGGGAUCUCUCAAGAGUGCUGCAUCCAAGAUAAUCUGCCUUGUGUUGAGAAGUAGACUAGAGUUGGUAGAACUAGUACAGCAUCAUUUAUGUGCAGUUGUCUUUGAAGUAGAGUAUGUAAUAUCUGAGCCAUUUGCUCAACCUCUGAUUGAAACCAAGAAGAAAAAGCCAUCUCUGUCAGGAAGUCUGAUGAGAUCCAACAAACAUACAGUUACUGUUAAAUUUGGAGUGUGGACUCCUUUUGAAGAAAAUCGAAUUGCUGAAGAGGAGGAAAUUUCAUUAGAUCUAGAAGAUGGAGCAAAAGUCUAUCCUGGCAUGAAAAUGGUUUAUAAAGCUAACAAGAAUAAGAUUCCUGGUAAAAUAAAAUUUAUGUUUACCCAGCAAAGAAGAAAAGGGAGCAGCAUGCGCUCCAGUAUUCACGGUUCUCAGACAUUGAAUAUACCACAAUUAAUGAAAGCAGCAUCUAGUCUUGGGUCAGGGCAGCUGGUAUCUACACCUUACAGCUCAAUAGCUGAUAUUCCAGGAAAUCUUGACCCAAAUGUAAAUUUGAGCCCAGGAAUCAUGGGACGGCCACCUUUACCAGAGAGGACAAGAGCUAGUGAUGAUUCCAUUAAUAGAGACUUCAAUACACAGGGUUUUCCAAGAGCCCAUGGCACAGCUCCUGCACCUGCACCUGUUUCUAAUCUAACAGAAGUACCUUAUAGUCCUUAUCAUACUCCCCUGUUGCUAAGCAAUGUUGCAGGGAUGUCAAGUGGUACAUCAACUUUGACACGUGCAGCCUUUGCUCAGCUAUCCAGUACUGGCUAUACAUCUAUUACUGAUCGUCAUGGUAACCCACCAAUGGUGAUUGACCCUGGUGAGGUGGUGCCAUUGAAUAUAGAACAUGAGGUGUCAGAUUCCUUACAAGCCAAUGAAAUAGUAAUACAGUUUCUUGCCCUUUCAAGCUGUUUUGGGCAUCAAUCAGUCUUCUUCACUUUUCAGUUCUACAGAUUUCCACAAGUCACAACUGAAAAGCUUUUUUUAAAAGGUUCAGAGAAACAAGAUCAACAGGGUCUUUUAUGUAUUUUACAAAAACUUUCCAAAGAUGGUUCCAUAUCAAAUGAAGCACCUGGACUUGUGCUGAAGUAUCUUGUUGACCCAGCAUUCAUGCAAGAAGGUGAACGUAAAGUCUUUAGUCGUUAUCUCCUUGCUCAAAAUAUACACAUUGACGUAUGGGAUGGAGAUUCUCUCCUACUUAUUGGUUCUGUUUCCUUGGAACUAAAGCAUCUCCUUCGGCAGGGAAGAGAAGCGGUUCUUGUUAGUCAUGAAGUGGAUAUUGUAUCAGUUGAGUAUUCAGAGGACUCACCUGCCAUGACUGGAGACGUGAACCGUACUGGAACAGUUCGCCCUAUUGGUAUCAAGAGUAGCAUCAAGGGGAGACUCCAUCUUCGUAUUGCAAACAUAGGACAUCACAGUGAAAUGCCUACUGCUAGAUUAGGUACAGUGCCAAAAAAGCGUUCUCAUGUGGUAAUGUCCGAAACAAUUACUGGUUCAUUCAAUGGUAUGGGUUCCACUGUAGGCAGAAAGGAUAGAUGUAAAGCAAAGUUACUAGCAGAAUGUGAUGCGGAAUUAGCUUCAGUGCUUUUUAGUCGGCAAGGAAAAGUGAAUAAGGAUGAUAAAUCUAUCAAUCAAGAUGACGCCAUUAGACAAAGAAAGCUUCAAAGAAUGCAGGCUGUUCGUCAGACAACAGGAGUCAGUGAUAACCUUCCACUUAUAAUCAAAAAAGAAGAAAAACUUCAACGAGCUAGGGACUUGAAGACAAUACAGUUAUACAGAGACAAGAACAAACAUGAGGGUAUAGUCUCGCUUCUGUCUGCCACCAUUACUACUACUUAUACGAUCUACCCAUCCUUUGGUACUGCCGAGUUCUUUGAAUUCGCUAUUAGAAAUCCAUACGAUAUAGAACAGACUAUAGCUAUACAGUGCGAUGACAAGGAACUCAUGGUAAUAACAGAUACCAGAGAAUGGAGGCAUUUCAAGAAAUUCACAGAAACGUAUUCACCCAUGGAAGAAAACAUGUUUAACACAGCAGAUACAACAUUCCCUGAAGUGUUUCUGCGUCCACGAGAAAGCGUUCACAUCCCAUUUAAAUUCCAAACGUUCAAAGCAGAUCAUAGUGUUCCACAACAAGGUCCAUCUCAUCCAUUCAAACAGCAAAUCAYCACGUUUAAAACGUUUGCGACCGUCGAAGACAACAAGCUUCAGCCUCAUACAGUUAAGGUAUCAUUCGUAAUGAAAGACAGCCGACCAAUUGCCAUACUAAACCUGAACAUAGAACCAAGGCCACACAUUAUCGACCAAACCUUUCGCUUCUACCAUCCGGAGCAAUCUUUCCUAAAAAAGUCCAUUCGGUUGCCUCCAUGGCAUUCUUUACCAGGUGCUCCUGUGCUUGAUGAUCAGGCUCCUCCUCAGGUUCAUGUUCGAUGUAGUGAUGUGAACGCUGUUUGUGAGGCAAGGAGAGUGAAGCCUACAGAACCCCAAGAUGUAUUCCUCAAAAUUGCCUGUGGUCCUUCUCCUUCUGUCAAGCGGUUUUUUGUUCUUUUGUACAUAGAUCUUUUCUUUGCGACUCCUUGUCAGACUUGGCAAUUUUAUGUUCAUUCGUUACAGAGGGUUGACAUGAGUGCCGUCGAGGGACAGACCAGUAGAUUAUCAGUAAUAUUACGUGGUACCCAGACUUCUAGACUUGUUAGGUGCUACUCGUCUCAUCCUGCAGAAUUACAGGUUAGUCCUAUGGAUCCCAUUAUGUUGAUGGCUAACACGGUACGUGAGGUUACUCUCAGCCUCACCCCACUCUCCUCGGGAUCUACUCGCUUUAUGUACGUCAACGUCGUUGACAGUGAAUUUCAUCAGCUUGUUCGCACGUGGUUAGUUUGUGCCUCGUGUCAACAACCAGUCAUCUCUAAAGCCUUUGAGCUACAGCUUCAAGUUGGAGGAGGAAAAGGUUCCAAUAAGCGAGUGUCCUUCACCAAUCCAUACCCUACCAGAAACACCUUUAAUCUGCGAUGUAACAGGCCUGAUAUACUUCAGUUUAAAGAAAACGUAAUCGAGGUCGGUCCUGGAGAAUCAUAUCAUAUUGGAUUGCGGUUUGCUCCUCAGUCGACGAUUGGAAACCAACAAGUCUUGAUAUUCAUCAACGAUUCAGAGGGAAAGAAUGAAGAGACUUUUAGCAUAAGUGCUAUUUACAAGUAAAACAAGAUUUGUAUAGCAACGGAGACAAGUCACGUAAUUUAUUUUAUAGACUUUAUUAAACUACAUAUCUGCCCUAAAGUUGGGAACCUAAACUUAGAUAUUUUUUCAUGAUAAGCCAAGUUUUCUCGUUAUGAAUGGCGAAAAUAAUCACGUGAUCUUUUUAUGUCGAUGAACGGAUGACAAAACCUUUUUACUUAUCUCUGUAAUGUGAUAUAAGUGUUUAUCUUGCCUUACAGCUCUCUGAGUGUUUAUAUCCAAAUACACAGACAUAGGCAGCCGUUAUAUCUCGGUUUUAUAAAUGUUUUAUCAUUUUUGCGCGAGCGUGUCUUUACCCUGACUAAUUAAACUAUUUAUAUGUAUAAAACUAUUUAUGUAUAUGCCUCUAAUUUUAACAAGGUAGCCAGUCAAUCAGCGCGCGCGUUAUAUGUCAAAUAUUUAAUCCAUGCCCCAAUUAGCGAGGACGUUAUAUUUCAAAUAUUUGAUAAAUAUGUAUAUUUAGCUUGUUUUCAGAUAUAAAUUUAUUAGAACAUUAUUUGGCAUUGUACUUUACCUAUUAAUAAAUUUGGAAGGCCACACGUU
Actinia tenebrosa (Australian red waratah sea anemone) is the source of this 4906-nucleotide messenger RNA. RefSeq names its product nephrocystin-4. The record is from RefSeq and is a predicted model, not a curated record. Gene Ontology annotation, cellular component: ciliary transition zone; ciliary base; ciliary basal body. Lineage: Eukaryota; Metazoa; Cnidaria; Anthozoa; Actiniaria; Actiniidae. Gene Ontology annotation, biological process: negative regulation of canonical Wnt signaling pathway; protein localization to ciliary transition zone.